ACGAUGCAGUAGGAAGGAAGAGUAGAGAGAGAAGCAGUGAGAAACCUGCACGUAGAGAGGACAGAGGGAUUAUAAUCAUGUCAGCGUCCUGGAAGCAGCUCUUUUUUCAGAUCCUCCUGCUUCUCAUCUCCUGCAGACACAUCAAUACAAAGACACCUGGCCCAACGUCCCCUCCACUGGAUCCCAUUAGCCCCCUUCCAACACUUGAAAGGAGUUAUGUUCUUAAAGGUGUGAGUCACACUGAGAGAGUUGAACUGUUGAACCCGGUCAACCUGUCCCUGAUGUGUACCUGGGCUGGCAAUCAGAACAAACCCUCAAACAUAACCGGCUUCUGGAGGAAAGAUGGAGAAGAAAUUGAGAACAGCCGUGUCACAGUGCAGUUGGAAAAUGAGCAGUAUAAUCUCAAACAAAAGUUCAGUAUUAUCAGCGAAGAAAACCUUGGAAGUUACUCUUGUGUUUUUGGAGGUGAAGCAAAGAUAGACUUUGAUUUGGCAGCCCCACAGAUUGGUGAUGUUCGGGAUAAACCCAUUGUCAGCUAUGUGGGGGAUUCUGUGGUGAUGACAUGUAAAAUGGAAGAAAACAAACCAAAACCCAACACCUGGAACUGGUAUAUGGCAAAUGAUACAGGAAAGGUGGCAGAUUUUCCCGCUGCAGAGCCUCAAAGGUACGAGAUCAAAAAUGAUGGAUGGAAGACCAAACUGCUGGUUUACAACCUGACGGAGGCUGACUCUGGCUUGUUUUACUGCGGUGCAGUGUACCCCAUCAGCACCACGAUGAGCCACGUGGAGUUGAAGGUCAUCAGUUUCUACGAGCCUCUGAAGCCCUUCAUAGCCAUCGUGGUUGAAGUGAUCGUCCUCGUCGCCGCCAUUCUGCUCUACGAGAGGAGUCAGUCCAAGAAGGACUACACAGCAGCAGGAAAUGGGCCAGGUGACCAAACCAACUCACUGACACCUGGUGAAAAUAAUGCACUCGAGGAAAGCUCUUCAAUGAGACAGCGGAAAGUUUAAAGGUAGCGAUAACUACGGUUCAAAAUGUCCACACAAGUGUGAACAGAGCAGAGCUUUAACGCAAUAAAUCAUUUACUUUUUUAUGAAGUUAUCGAAUAUUUUCACCCAACAAAGUCAAAUUACCACCACUUAAAUUUGUACACAAGUAGCCUCUUGUUUGUAAGAUGUUUUAUAAUUCACUUGAUUUCACAGCAGGAAGUUGGCGUCAUUUCUUUAUUGACAGUGAUGUCAUAGUAGCUGAUAGAGCAAAUCAUGACACUGUGCUCAUCUUCAUUUCCUGUGGAAAAACACACCGCUCUCUGUCAAAAAGCGGAUGUUGUUUUUUUUUAUUUUUGGUAACAAUUUAACCACUGUCCCUCUUUACUUCUGUGAGUAUGCAUUAUGGUUUUUUGAGCAGUGCCUUACAUUCAUUUAAAGCACUUGACAAUUUUACUGUCCUUUAAACAGCUUGGUCACUUUCCAUUUAUUCGGUCUUGCUGUAAUGUGUGGUUAACAUACUGAAUAUCUGUAGUAUCUUAAUAACACGUAAAAAGAUAUGUUAUCAUAUAUGCAGAUGCUUGUGUGUGUUUUAGUCAUGUACAUGUGUAAUGGUGGUCAUAAAAAUCAUCACAUUGUCUGUAUCAUGAUUUCAACUGAGUCUUUGUCAACUUGCAUUUCCUUUAACUAUGUGCCACUGUAAACUAGUAAAUUAAAUGUACAUCCCUCACUGUCAUUCUGCUUUUUUUUAUUAAAUGCUUGUGAUGACCAUC
Messenger RNA from Labrus bergylta (ballan wrasse), 1756 nucleotides. Lineage: Eukaryota; Metazoa; Chordata; Actinopteri; Labriformes; Labridae. The record is from RefSeq and is a predicted model, not a curated record.